Leptidea sinapis is the source of this 3114-nucleotide messenger RNA. It is a transcript of the gene Rme-8, whose product is annotated as dnaJ homolog subfamily C member 13-like. Lineage: Eukaryota; Metazoa; Arthropoda; Insecta; Lepidoptera; Pieridae. The record is from RefSeq and is a predicted model, not a curated record. Gene Ontology annotation, cellular component: endosome membrane. The coding region runs from base 238 to 3114 and encodes 958 amino acids. Gene Ontology annotation, biological process: endosome organization; receptor-mediated endocytosis; regulation of early endosome to late endosome transport. The transcript has 19 exons.
GCGGCGAAAGGCCCCGCGGCGCUCACGGAGACAGAGCUAGCGGCCACCGUGCUCGAGCUACUGAUCACGUGCUCGCGGUAGUACCCCAGCAGGGACGAGGAGGACGCAGUGAUACGGCCCCUGCCUCGCGUGAAGCGGCUGCUAUCGGAGCCGUCCUGCUUGGCGCACGUCGUUCAGCUACUUCUAACGUUUGAUCCUAUACUCGUCGAAAAGGUAGCAACCCUACUGUACGAAGUGAUGCAGGACAACCCUGAGAUCUCGAAACUGUAUCUGACGGGUGUGUUCUACUUUAUGCUGCUGUACACGGGCUCCAACGUAUUGCCCAUAGCGAGAUUCCUGCGACUUACACACAUGAAGCAAGCGUUCAGAUUGGAUCAGUCCACUUCGGAUCUGAUGCAGCGCUCCAUACUCGGGCAACUGCUACCAGAUGCGAUGGUGUGCUACCUGGAGAAUCACGGCGCCGAGAAAUUCGCACAAAUAUUCCUCGGUGAAUGGGACACCCCAGAAGCUAUAUGGAACUCGGAGAUGAGACGAAUGCUAAUAAUGAAGAUAUCCGCACACAUUGGUGAGUUCACUCCGCGUUUGAGAGCCCACAUCGCGGCUCGCUACCCCUAUCUCGCGAUACCGGCAGUGCGCUACCCGCAGCUGAGUCACGAGCUGUUCUGCAACAUGUUCUACCUGAGGCACCUGUGCGACACGCAGCGCUUCCCAGACUGGCCGAUACCCGAACCGGUGGGUCUUUUGAAAGACGCGCUAGAAGCGUGGCGUCGGGAAGUUGAGAAGAAACCGGCGUCGAUGACGGCGGAGCAAGCGUAUAUGGUGCUUGGGUUGGGCGGGAGCGACGGCGGAACUGGAGCGUACGACGAAGCAGCGGUGCGCAAGGCGUACUACCGACUGGCGCAUCAAUACCACCCUGAUAAGAAUCCUGAAGGACGGGAUCGUUUCGAAGCCGUAAAUCAAGCUUACGAGUUCCUAUGCAGUCGCAACGUGUGGACGGGUGACGGACCCAAUACCAACAACAUACUGCUCAUAUUGCGGACACAGACUAUACUGUUUAAGAGAUACUCUGAAGUUUUGUCGCCGUACAAGUACGCCGGGUACAAACAGCUGCUCAGGACGAUGCAGAUGGAGAUAGAAGCAGAGCAGCUGUUCGCGGAACAGGACGCGUCUGUGGCGCUUCUUCCCGCCGCCGCCGAGCUCGCACACGCCACCGUACAUUGCUCCGCGCUCAACGCAGAGGAGCUGUGCCGGGAGGGAGGCUUGCAGGUGUUACAAGAAGCUCUAUCGCGCUGCGUGUCCGUGUUGGGCGGCAGUAAGCAGGGCAGUACAGCGGCCCAGGUGUGUACGCACUGCGCACGCAGCUUUGCGGUCGCGGCGACGUUCCCAUCGUGCCGCGACGUUGCCGCCUCGCUUGACCAGCUCUGCACUGAUUUGGUGCCACUGUUAAAGCGCCCGCGUUUGGGCGAGGUGGCGGUAGCUGGUGCGGAAGCGGUGGCUGGUCUGAGCGCGGCAGCCAAGUGUCGCGCGGCCCUGGCGCGGGCAGGCGCGCUUCACGCUCUCAUACCAUUGUUGCUGGAGUACGACUACACGCUGACGGAGAGUGGCGUGGACACCGAGCACAGCGAGCAGGAUACAGCGAAUCGCCUUGGCGUGCAGUGUCUACGUGCGUUAGCCGCUAUGUACGGGCCGCACGAGGAAGCAUCCCCGCUCGACGAUGAGAUAGCGCGCACGUUACAAGCACUACUCACGCCACACGUGUGCGACCAGCUCCACACAGAUAACCCGCAUGAGUUAUUGAAGACGCUAACGUCCAACUGGCGCACGCCGUACCUGGUCUGGGACAACAGUACGCGCGCUGAGCUGCGGGAACUGCUGGCGGACUAUCGGCCGGACGAACACGAGCCGCUAGUCCGGCCCUUCCAGUACUCGGCGCACCAGAAACUAUUGACCGUCGGUGGUGUAUAUCUCGAUAUAUACAACGAGCAACCCGAUUAUCCUAUAGAGAAGCCGCAACAGUUCGUCGUGGAUUUGCUACAGUACAUAGAAAGCGAGGUGCGAGAAGACAUGACGGACGAGAGAGCUAACAACAUAACAUUAGGAUUGAACGCUCUCGCUAACUGUAUUGUCAAGAAUCCAGGUGUGGAGAGCCAGUGCAUCGGGCACUUCGGGUGUAUAUUCGGGCUGGUGUCGGCGCGGGCCCGCGGCUCGGUGUGCGCCGGGGCACUUCGCGUGGUGUCGGUGUGCGCCCGCAGCCGCGACUGCGUGGACGACGUGGCGCGCUCCGGCCUGCUGCCGCACGUGCUGCCGCUGCUGGCGCCCGCGUCGCCGCUGCCGCCCGCUGACGUGCUGGCAGCUCUCGCCGCACUGCUCGCCAGCACCGCGCUUGUGCAGCGCGCGCUCAACGCCGGCAUAAUCAUCUACCUCCUCGAUAUGUUUUGCAACAAUAAGCUGCCGGAGAUAAGAGAGGCGGCGGCAGACUUGCUGGCCCGAAUGAUGGCUGACAAGUUACACGGCCCCAAGGUGGCACUGUCGAUAUCGCGGUACAUUCCGGGUGCGUUCGCAGCGGCGAUGCGGGAGGCGGGCGGAGCGAGCGCCGUGCUGAUGUUCGACGCCAACCACGAGCACCCCGAGCUGGUGUGGAGCGACGACGUGCGCCUGCGGGUGCGGGCGCACUUGGCCGAGCUGCGGGAACAGUGCGUACAGCUACACUAUGCCAAACAAAUACGCGAUCCGAGCAUCCAGUUCAAAGACCGCGAAGCGAAUGAGGGCGGUGGGGAAGAAUGGUGGGCCCCACCAGGGGAAAUUGUGGUGGGGGGAGUGUACCUCAAGCUGUACCUACAGAACCCCCACUGGUCGUUGCGAAGUCCUAAGAAGUUCCUACAGGAGUUGGUCUCCGAAACCCUCAGCUGCCUCAAUAAGGAUAGCUCGGAGGGCGGUCGCGGUGACACGUGCGCCCGCGCAUUGUCGACGUUGGUAGUGGCUCGGCCCGCGCUGGCGGAGGCUUGCGCGGCCCUGGGCGAGGUGCCGCGCCUCACGCGCCUGCUGCCGCACAGCCCUCGCGCCGCUGUGGCCGUACUCGCAGCCCUGGCGCCCGCGCAGAUAUCUUCAUGUUAG